This is a messenger RNA of Penaeus monodon (black tiger shrimp), 651 nucleotides long. RefSeq lists its product as uncharacterized. NCBI's taxonomy places the organism in Eukaryota, Metazoa, Arthropoda, Malacostraca, Decapoda, Penaeidae. The transcript is spliced from 3 exons. The record is from RefSeq and is a predicted model, not a curated record. Bases 204 to 557 code for a protein of 117 amino acids.
GAGUGAGGGUGAGGAAGCUUCUGCGCGGCGCUCCCGGUUUGAGACCUUGGUGUCUGGUUCGAGACGACGUUUCGGAUUUGUUUUGAGUUUUCUUGCAUAGUUUUGUUUCGGUUGUUGCAGUUUGGAUUGCGGUUUCAUUUCAACAAGAUCUUGCUGAGCGACGACUGACCGCCUCCCUCUCUCUCCGACGCGCAGCCGCCGCCAUGGACAUGUUGAUGUCAGCCAACAACGCCAUCCUGAACACCAGGACGUCCGUGGACAGGUUCACCAACAGCCUGGACGACCUGGCAGCGUCGGUGGGCACAGCAGCCUUCGUCGCCAUCAUGGCCGGCGCCUUCGCCCUCAGCGCCGGCCUCGGCAACGCGUCCCUCGUGGCCCUUGCCAGGAUCGACGAGUCCUUCUUCCAGCCGCUCAUUGCCAGGAUCAGCAGCAGCGAGACGUGGGCGGACUUCUUCGGCACCGUCCUGGACGAAAGGAGUCUCAACACAGCGGCUGACAUCCUGGACUUACUCACCGGCGCCUACGCUAAGUAUGGCAGACGACGGCGCUCGAACUAACCACCGGCCGACGACUCUCCCUGCUAUGCUUUGUGGCUUAUGUUUGGUGUUAUUAAGUUUUAAAGAGAAUUCUGUUAUGUACUCAUGCUCGUGA